UACCACGCUGAAACGAUCGCAAAUGUGCGAGAAGCUGCAGAAUCCUUCAGUGAAAUCCGUCAGAUCGGUAUUGCCCUCGAUACUAAGGGUCCCGAAAUUCGUACAGGUCUCUUGGCUGGAGGGGCUAGUGCAGAGGUUGAACUGAAGAAAGGUGCUUCGAUUCGUCUCACAACCGAUCCCAAAUUCAAAGAAUCUGGAACAGGAAUUAAUCUCUUCGUUGAUUACAAAAAUAUUCCUAAGGUAGUCAAAGUAGGAUCUCGUGUUUAUGUCGAUGACGGUCUGAUCUCACUCAUUGUUGACGAGAUUCAUGAUGAUGCUAUUGUUUGUACCGUUGAAAACGGUGGCAUGCUUGGCAGCCGUAAAGGUGUAAAUCUACCUGGAACAAUUGUUGAUCUCCCUGCUGUUUCCGAUAAGGAUAUACAGGAUCUGAAAUUUGGUGUUGAACAAAAUGUGGACAUGAUCUUUGCUUCUUUCAUUCGAAAUGCCGAUGGAGUGCGCACAAUCAGAAAAGUCCUAGGAGAAAAAGGAAAACACAUCAAAAUCAUUUCCAAGAUCGAAAAUCAGGAAGGUGUAGACAAAGCGGAUGAGAUCAUUGCUGAAUCUGAUGGUAUCAUGGUAGCCAGAGGAGAUCUUGGCAUUGAAAUACCAGCCGAGAAAGUGUUCCUUGCGCAGAAGAUGCUCAUUGCCAAAUGUAAUCGUGCCGGGAAACCAGUCAUCUGUGCAACGCAGAUGCUUGAGUCCAUGGUUAAGAAGCCUCGUCCAACACGUGCAGAAGGAAGUGAUGUCGCGAACGCUGUAGGUUUUUUCUUUCUCUUAUUUUGCUUUGCUUCUGUUGUUAGCUCAGGCUGUACAAAUUGA
Messenger RNA from Cylicostephanus goldi, 858 nucleotides. The record is from the annotation of a GenBank genome assembly. Lineage: Eukaryota; Metazoa; Nematoda; Chromadorea; Rhabditida; Strongylidae.